UGCCCUAUGUAUAUUUCUGUGACUCAGCCUAUAGAACCAAGCAAAAUCAUGCCUCUCUGGUAACCUUCUUCUGAUAACUAGUUUAGUUCCUGCAUAGUGGCUAGGUUAAACCUCCUUGAAAACUCAUAGCACCGCUGACGACCAUGACCGGGGUCGUCUCUAGCAUCCUCGGACCUCUUGCGGGGAAACUAACUUCAUUGGCUAUCGAAGAAAUUCAACUGGUAUGGGGCGUCAAGGAUGACCGAGAAAAGCUCAAGAACAUGCUAGAGAUGAUCGAGAAAGUGCUCACUGAUGCUGAACAGAAGCAAACAAAAGAGGAAGCUGUGAGGCUUUGGCUGUUGAAGCUUAAGAACUUCUGCUACGAUGCCGAGGACGUGCUAGACAAAUUCGAAGCCAAGGCCUUGCGGAGGCAGGCGAGGCUGACCGAGCAUUUGACCCUCAAAAGGAAGGUAUGCUACUUCUCGUGGCUAUCCAACUUAAUUUUCCAAUUUAAGAUGGCACAUAAAAUGAAAGAACUAAGGGAGAGACUUGAUGGGAUCAAUAACGAGAAAACUCAGCUCAACUUGUCGAGUAAUGUUAACGACAAGAGUAUAGUUCAGCGGAAGGAAACUCAUUCUUUUGUGCCCGUUUCGAAUGUGAUUGGAAGAAACAAAGACAAGCAGAGGAUAAUAGAGCUAUUAAUGAAAUCAGAUGAUGGAGUUGGUAAGAUAGCUGUCGUUCCAAUUGUUGGAAUAGGAGGUAUUGGAAAGACGACCCUUGCGAAAUGGGUAUACAUGGAUGACAGGGUAAACAGGCACUUCGAUCACAAAGUUUGGUUAUCCAUGCCAAUAGAUUUCGAAGUUAAGAAAAUAAUGACAGAUGUCAUUGAGUCGCUUAGUCCUGAAGCAAAAUGUGAUGGUUGGAGGCUUGAGAAGCUGCAAAAUCACCUAAGAAGCAUCGUGGAGAACAAAAGGUGUUUGUUCGUAAUGGACGAUGUGUGGGAAGUUAGUCGGGAGAAUUGGGUAGAACUGAGAAAUUUGUUAGAUGGUGUUUCCGGAGGGAGUAAAGUCAUUGUGACUUCGCGGAAUAAAUCAAUCGCGUCAACCAUGGGCACUGUCCCCCCAUAUUAUUUGGGCAACCUUUCGCAGGAGGAUUCUUUGACUUUGUUCACGAAGUGCGCCUUCGAUCAAGGGCAAGAGAAGAAUCACCCAGACCUUAUGGUAAUCGGCAAGGAAAUCGUGAGCAAGUGCGCAGGGAAUCCUAUGGCAGUGAAGACAUUGGGAAGCUUGUUGUAUUCAAAAACCAACCAAAGCAACUGGGAAUCUAUAAGAGAUAGUGAGAUAUGGCAAUUACAAACUGAUAUUUUACCUUCAUUGAGAAUAAGCUAUGAUUUAAUGCCUUCUUACUUGAAACAAUGUUUCGCUUAUUGCUCCAUAUUCCCGAAGAAUUACGAGUUCAACAACCUUGAACUGAUCCAACUGUGGAUUGCGAAUGGGCUUAUUCAAUCCAGCGGAAGUAAUCAGGAGCUGGAAGAGAUUGGACAGCAGUAUUGGGAGGAGCUGUGGUCGAGGUCCUUCUUCGAUGAUGUCGUGGAAGACUACCUGUUCCUGACCUUCAAAAUGCAUGACCUCAUACACGAACUUGCCAUUUCGGUGGCACAAACAGAGUCAUCCAACGUGAACGUGCGGUCGCAGGAUGUUUCCUCGACGACUCGGCAUAUAUCAUUUUCCGAUCCAUCUCUUCUGCAAAAAGAUGAACUACCUGGCUACUUGAGCAAACUCAGCGGCAUUCGCACCAUCAUGUUUCCAAUAAAAAAGGAGGGUUCCGCUGGGGAGUCCUUUCUGGAGAUGUGCAUUUCAAAAUUCAAGCACUUGAGAGUGCUAUAUCUGCAUGAUUCUAGCUUUGACCAACUGCCUAGUUCAAUCGGCGCUCUAGAGCAUUUGAGGUUUCUUCAUUUAUGCGGCAACCGUAAUAUCAAGAAACUCCCCAAUUCGGUCUGCAAGCUCCUCAAUCUGCAGAGCUUGGGACUUGCUGGGUGUGACGAACUGGAGGAAUUGCCUGCAGACAUCAAGAAUAUGAUCAGCCUCCGCUUUUUGGAUAUAACCACAAAACAGCAGCGAUUCCCGGAGAGCGGAAUAGGAUGCUUGACCUCUCUGCGGUGUCUAUUCAUCGGAGACUGCAAGAAUUUGGAGGCCUUGUUCAAUGAUAUACAAUCACUCACGUCGCUCCGUAAGUUGUUCAUUGGAGGUUGCCCAAAGUUGGCAUCCUUACCACGAGGCAUCAAGAAUCUGAAGGCAGUGGAGAAUCUCUGGAUUUGCAACUGCGAGAACUUGAAGCUGCCAGAAGGCGAAAGUGAUGAACCAGGCUCCAUGUCGAGGCUUCGAAGCUUGAUGUUUGUGGGAUUACCGAAGAUAGUUUCUUUUCCCGGGUGGCUCAAAGGUUCUGCAAGAACACUGCAGAGGAUAGAUGUUAUGCAUUGUCCCAACUUGAGUAUAUUGCCGGACUGGCUGCAAAAUUGUUCUUCUCUGAAAAAACUGAAGAUUGAAGACUGUCCUGGAUUAUCCUCUUUACCAGAUGGCAUUCGCCACAUCCCGGAGAUUUACAUUGACGGAGGGAAGAUGAAAUCAAUUGAUUAAUCGCAACUGUCGCACCACGCCGAUGGAACCAUGUGUUGCAUUGUCAGGCAGAAAUUACUUUGAGUUCCUGAAGAAAAAGUUUCAAUAUUUGCUCAUAGAAGAUACUACUUUCCCAGUAGUGCUGAGGUCCCAUGCUCAAGAUCAAGAAAUAAUGUUUGGUUGAUCAAUGUCAAUGUCUGUGAAACUCCUUUAACUCCGCGACUCUCCUUUCUUCUUAUUGUUUCUCUUCUUUUCUGUUUUGUGUGGUGUGUUCUGAAGAUAUCGUAUAGGUAUCUGUAUGCGGGUGUCAGCUUUAUUGUCUUCAAAAGUUCUUGGUGAGAUAAAGUUGGAUGAUGCAUAAAAUUCGGAUGAUUGCUUAUCUGGCGACUUUCGGUCUGUUUCUUUCAUAAACAAUGUCCUUGUAAGUCGAAUUCUUUGAGAAAGCAUGGAGCGCUAUCUGCAAAGCAAAAGCGGUCCCUUUGCUUUUGCAAUUUCAUUUA
This is a messenger RNA of Syzygium oleosum, 3094 nucleotides long. RefSeq names its product putative disease resistance protein RGA3. The record is from RefSeq and is a predicted model, not a curated record. Lineage: Eukaryota; Viridiplantae; Streptophyta; Magnoliopsida; Myrtales; Myrtaceae. Gene Ontology annotation, biological process: defense response to other organism. The coding region runs from base 144 to 2615 and encodes 823 amino acids. The transcript is spliced from 2 exons. Gene Ontology annotation, molecular function: ADP binding.